CGAGCGCGUCCCCUGGGGUUUCCAUAGCGCCGCCCUCGGCCCCCGGCCCCUCCGCGUCCUCUCCCGCCGCAGAGCCCUGAACGUGUAGGCCGGCGGCGGGGCCGGCCCGCGACGUAGCGCGCCGCCUGGGGGCGGGGCCGGGAGCGCGGGUGGCGCUCUAGGCGCGCCCGCGGCGACUCGAUGGUCCCGGGCGGUCAGGUGCUCCGCUCCCGCGCGUCGGGGCGGACGUUGCCCCUUUAAUCGGCGGAGGGCGGCGCUGAGGAGUCCCGCGAGAGCGGCGGGGGGCGGGGGGCGGCGCCGAGGCCGGGGGCCCGUGGCCGAUGGAGCCCGCCAUGGAGCCGGAGACGCUGGAGGCGCGAAUCAACAAGGCCACCAACCCCCUGAACAAGGAGCUGAACUGGGCCGGCAUCAACGGCUUCUGCGAGCAGCUCAACGAGGACUUUGAGGGGCCCCCCCUGGCCACCCGGCUGCUGGCGCACAAGAUCCAGUCCCCGCAGGAGUGGGAGGCCGUGCAGGCCCUGACGGUGCUGGAGACGUGCAUGAAGAGCUGCGGCAAGAGGUUCCACGAUGAAGUGGGCAAGUUCCGCUUCCUCAACGAGCUCAUCAAGGUGGUGUCGCCCAAGUACCAGGGCUCGCGCACGUCGGAGAAGGUGAAGAGCAAGGUCCUGGAGCUGCUGUACAGCUGGACGGUCGGGCUGCCGCAGGAGGCCAAGAUCGCCGAGGCCUACCAGAUGCUCAAGAAGCAAGGCAUCGUGAAGGCCGACCCCAAGCUCCCGGAAGACGCCGCCACCGCCUUCGCCCUCCCUCCGCCCCGGCCCAAGAACGUCAUCUUCGAGGACGAGGAGAAAUCCAAGAUGCUGGCGCGCCUGCUGAAGAGCUCGCACCCCGAGGACCUCCGCGCCGCCAACAAGCUCAUCAAGGACAUGGUGCAGGAGGACCAGAAGCGGAUGGAGAAGAUCUCCAAGCGGGUGAGCGCCAUCGAGGAGGUGAACAACAACGUGAAGCUGCUCACGGAGAUGGUGAUGAACCACAGCCAGGGCGGCGGGGCGCAGAGCAGCGAGGAGCUGAUGAAGGAGCUGUACCAGCGCUGCGAGCGGAUGCGACCCACCCUCUUCCGUUUGGCCAGCGACACGGAGGACAACGAUGAGGCUUUAGCGGAGAUCCUGCAGGCCAACGACAGCCUCACGCAGGCCAUCAACCUGUACAAGCAGCUGGUGCGGGGCGAGGAGGUGAACGGCGAGACGGCCGGGCCCAUCCCCGGCAGCUCUUCCGCCCUGUUGGACCUGUCGGGCCUGGACCUGCCUCCCGCGGGCACCCCCUACCCAGCCGUGCCCACUCGCCCCUCCGACCCCAGCAGCCCGGAGCAGCCCAGCGCCUCCGUCUCCCUGUUGGAUGACGAGCUCAUGGCCCUGGGCCUGAGUGACCCCACGCCGCCCGCUGGCCCCAGCCUGGACGGCGCCGGCUGGUACAGCUUCCAGUCCUCCGAGGGUCCCGAAGCCCCGGGCCCGACCCCUGUGCCCGACGGGGCCAGCAAGGCCCCUGCGCCGACCCCCCCUCCGGCCAGCAGCGGCCUGGACGACCUGGACCUCCUGGGGAAGACCCUCCUGCAGCAGUCGCUGCCCCCCGAGGCCCAGCAAGUGCGGUGGGAGAGGCCGCAGCCGGCGCCCCGCCUCACGCUCCGAGACCUGCAGAACAAGGGCAGCGGCGGCCCCCCCAGCGCCGGGCCCCCCGGCCCCCUCCACCCCGGCUCCCCCGAGCCCGCGGGGCCCCCGCCGCAGCCCGCGCCGCCCGAGCUCUCGCUGGCCCACAUCACCGUGCCCCUGGAGUCCAUCAAGCCCAGCAGCGUCCUGCCGGUGACCGUGUACGACCAGCACGGCUUCCGGGUCCUCUUCCACUUCGCGCGUGACCCGCUGCCCGGCCGGGCCGACCUGCUGGUGGUGGUGGUCUCCAUGCUGAGCACCGCCCCCCAGCCCAUCCGCAACAUCGUGUUCCAGUCAGCCGUGCCCAAGGCCAUGAAGGUGAAGCUGCAGCCGCCGUCCGGCACCGAGCUGCCCGCCUUCAACCCCCUCGUCCACCCCUCGGCCAUCACCCAGGUCCUGCUCCUCGCCAACCCCCAGAAGGAGAAGGUCCGGCUACGCUACAAGCUGCUCUUCACCAUGGGCGAGCAGGCCUUCGCGGAGACGGGCGACGUGGACCAGUUCCCCCCACCCGACUCCUGGGGCAGCCUCUAGGGGCCGGGGCCGGCGGGGCCCGUCGAGCCUGGGGGUGGCUGCGGGGGCCGGGAAGACCCUGCGUCCCCACGGCCGCCCCCGCCCCCCAUCCGGUGCUUCUCCGUCCCGUGGCCCCCAAGAGACGUCGUGCCCCACGGCGCACCCCGCCCGCUGAGCCGCCCGGCCAGAGGCCGAGGGGCCCUGGGUGGGGGCGGGGGCGGCCGGGCUUGGGCCGGGGGAGAAGCUGGGUCGUGGCAGCCCGGCCUGCCUGUCUCUGAUGCCUUACGGGAAGGCCCAGCCAUCGCGGGGCCCGGCUGGGGAGGGCGCGGCCUGCUCCCCAUCUUUGCACUCUGGUGUGUGGUUUGACUCUUUGCUUUUCUUGCUCCAUGGGCGGCUCCGAGGUCCCUGUCUCGGGGCGCCCAGGGCGGGGGGCUCCACCUCCCCCUCCCCGGCCCCUGGGAAGCGGGGGGCCACACUGCUAUUCUUGCUCCAAGUGGGGGGCCGGCGGGCGUGAGAACAGGAGUAUUUAUGGAAAUAAACGUCCUUUUUCCUGGA
Molecule: messenger RNA, 2765 nt
Organism: Sorex araneus (European shrew)
Lineage: Eukaryota; Metazoa; Chordata; Mammalia; Eulipotyphla; Soricidae
Gene: GGA1
Product: golgi associated, gamma adaptin ear containing, ARF binding protein 1
Exons: 17
Coding region: 321-2231 (636 amino acids)
Biological process (GO): vesicle-mediated transport; intracellular protein transport
Cellular component (GO): trans-Golgi network
Molecular function (GO): ubiquitin binding; phosphatidylinositol binding; small GTPase binding
Source: RefSeq, a predicted model, not a curated record